Messenger RNA from Euleptes europaea (tarantolino), 790 nucleotides. RefSeq names its product TAFA chemokine like family member 2 (gene TAFA2). Bases 134 to 529 code for a protein of 131 amino acids. Gene Ontology annotation, molecular function: receptor ligand activity. The record is from RefSeq and is a predicted model, not a curated record. NCBI's taxonomy places the organism in Eukaryota, Metazoa, Chordata, Lepidosauria, Squamata, Sphaerodactylidae. The transcript has 6 exons.
CAAAUCCCUUCCCCUGGCUGGUGCAGGCGGAUUUGGAAUUUGGUAAGCGAUGCAAGUCCGAUAAGGCUGGAGUUCCCCUCCGGGAUCUGAAGGAGGAUCACUAGGUGGUUCCAUAAGGAAGCGGGGCUGCAGGAUGAAUAAAAGAUACUUACAGAAAGCAACAAAAGGAAAACUGCUAAUAAUAAUAUUUAUUGUAACACUGUGGGGGAAAAUAGCAUCUGGGGCAAACCAUCACAAAGCUCAUCAUGUUAAAACUGGAACUUGUGAAGUGGUGGCUCUCCACCGAUGUUGUAAUAAGAACAAGAUAGAAGAAAGAUCACAGACAGUCAAAUGUUCCUGCUUUCCUGGGCAGGUAGCUGGUACCACCCGAGCAGCUCCUUCUUGUGUUGAUGCUUCAAUAGUGGAACAAAAAUGGUGGUGCCAAAUGCAACCAUGUCUUGAAGGUGAAGAGUGCAAAGUUCUUCCAGAUAGGAAAGGAUGGAGUUGUUCUUCUGGGAAUAAGGUGAAAACAACUCGGGCAAACGUGUAAAAUCCUUCAAGAACAAGGAGAUUUUCUGCUGUGCCUGAUGUCAAUUUUUGAUUAUUCCACACACACACAAUAUUCUGGCUCCACGUUUGGGGCAGUAGUGAUGAAUCCUAGUUUUGGUCGGAUGCUCAGGAAGGGACAGAAGGUUCGUUGAGGAAUAAAGAUGUUCCAGCCUCGGUCUAAUACUCACAGAGCAGCAGGUAACUCGAUAGCAAACGACAAAUCAAAUCAAACGCAUGACUGAUAACAUUAAAUACAGUCACA